Molecule: messenger RNA, 2410 nt
Organism: Xenopus tropicalis (tropical clawed frog)
Lineage: Eukaryota; Metazoa; Chordata; Amphibia; Anura; Pipidae
Gene: racgap1.2
Product: Rac GTPase activating protein 1 gene2
Exons: 18
Coding region: 313-2097 (594 amino acids)
Biological process (GO): signal transduction
Molecular function (GO): GTPase activator activity; diacylglycerol binding
Source: RefSeq, a predicted model, not a curated record
GAUUGGGUAUCACGGUCACAUGAUGAGUUCCCUCGGCGCCAGUACGUUUCCCUAGGCGAGUCAUUGGCAGGCUGUGUAGUCCUGUCAGCCCCCGCGGAGCAUUGUGGGAGAAAGACUGGAAGACGGAUAAUGAUUAGUUUCUCCUGAGGUGGGGGCAGAUGAGCGGGGUAUGAGCUGUGGGUGCUGUUGGCGUAUCCGCGUUUGUGCCACGAGGCUGCCGCCAUAUCCGUUCUGCACCGACAGCUUUUCCCAUCCGGAGGGGGAGACUGAAUAUAGCGCAUCCUUCAGGCACUAAAGCCCUUCACUUCAGGAAUGGGUGACACAAGGAAGAAAGCUCUACAGUCCUACCUAGACCGAAUCCUAAAGUUCAUCGAGUUUAACGUCUCUGCCGAAGAUGAAUUUAUCCAGGUGGCCAGAAGCUUUGAGACUUCGAGGAAGAAAUUGCAGCAAACGGAGCAAGAGCUCCGGGAUAAACGCGAGACCUUAGUGAAAUGCGAGAUUGAGCGAUCCGCUCUCCAAGUGAAACUCAAACAUGCCCGCAACCAGGUCGACGUGGAGAUGAAGAAACGUCAGAGAGCUGAAACCAAACUGGAGAAAGCGGAACGGCAGAUACAGCUGAUUGGAGACUUGUUAAAAACUGACGGCCAGACGGCUGUGCCUCUCAGUGACUCGGUGCUGGCCUACUUUGGUGGGAGCCGAGUCAGUACUGCGCCACAAACAGCCGGGAAGAGCAGGUUGUCUGUGGUGGACGAAUCGUGCACCUCCUUCUUGUCUGACAUCAGUUAUGACCACACAGAGGAUGAUCUGGAUCUGGAUGAGUUGGGAGGAAAGCCAACCAAGUUGAAAGCCCGGGAAAGAAGGCGCUCAUCUCUGAUUGCACCUCUGCUGAAAAGGCCGCGUCCAAGUGAAGCUGCAGCCAUAGUCGCCGAGAAUGUGAGGGAGACCGUUAUAGCCAACACCGCCUUGCUGGUCUCAGACACAGGCCCCUUUUCCGCUGUGGAGGCUGCACCGCGCCGGAGGUCACGCAAAAGCCGCCCCCUUUCUUCUCUCCAAGAUCAGACUCCAGCGUUGCCCCAAAUUAAUGAAGAAGAAAAAGAGAUGGAGCCAGAGCCGCCACCAUACCCUACCCGGACUCAUGUGUACUUAUCAAGAACGAUGAUCCGAGCAGAACUCUGCAUGGUUUGUGGGCAGAAGGUCCGUUUUGGCAAGAUGUGUCUGAAGUGCAAGGAUUGCCGUAUUCUGAUCCACCCCGAGUGCAAGGAUUUCUGCCCCAAAGUGUGCUCCUCUGCCCUCCCGUCUCACAGCACAAACCCCAAAAACGGCCCGGGGGUUUUGGCUGAUUAUGCUCCUGCAGCACCUCCCAGAGUUCCCAGUCAGGUUGUUCAGUGCGUGAAUGAAAUUGAAAAAAGAGGCUUUAGUGAGCGGGGAAUCUACAGGAUCCCGGGCUGCGAUCGCUUAGUGAAGGAGCUGAAACAGAAGCUUUUGCAGGGGAAGAUCAAGGCUCAGCAUCUGGCCAAGGAGGACGUCCAUACUGUGUGUGGCGCUCUAAAGGAAUUCUUCCGCACCCUGCAGGAACCCCUACUCACCUAUUCGCUGCACGCCACUUUCCUGGAUGCUGCUGACAUUCUCGAUGAAUGUGACGGAAGAGCCGAGACGUGUCAGGCUGUGCAUGAUCUGCCUGCUCCUAACAGAGACACCCUCGCCUUCCUCAUCUUGCACCUCUACAGAGUGAUGCGGAGCCCAGAGUGUAAGAUGGACAAGACUAAUCUAUCUCGGAUCUUUGGGCCCACACUGGUUGGAUAUUCUGUGCCUAAUCCGAGCCCUCUGAUGAUCAUGCAGGACACCCCUAGGCAAGCCAAGGUGAUGUCAAUGCUGCUGUCUAUCCCCUGUGCAUUCUGGGAUCAGUUUCUCUUUACUAAUCAAGAAAACAAGGACGGUAACUCUGCAAAACUGGACCAAGAACGGCUCUUUCGUCCCGUGACUUCUCCGGAAAUAAACUCGGGGCUUCUGAAAGCCUCCCCUUACCUAACUCAAUCCUCCAGUAAGAGCGAUCUGCCCAAAAAAGCCGGGCGCUUCUUUACCUCACCAAAUGCCUAAGGGAGAGGCCACGCAAGACACGGAUAUUGCCAAAGGGAUAGAUAAUGAGGAUACGGAAGCUCAGGGGCAGGAGUGAAACUUCCAUUUGCUCUUAUGCAGUUGGUCUGAUUUGCUCCCCUUAAGAAAGACUACAUGUUCCACAGCAAUAAGCUGAUACCCACAGACAGAACCGCCUGAGAUAUGGAUGCCGGCGACUUGCACUUUUACGGAGUUCUGCACUCGUUUGUCUUCACUAACGGGGAAAUUAGCACUUCGAUUUAUCACUGGGUGCUGCACUUUAAAUAUUUAUAUUAAAAAAUGAUAAUGAGGCCGG